AUGCACCAAAACAUGCAGAAGGAGCACGCAGCAGCGCUGGAGAACAACUAUGUCAUGCUCAAUGAAGUAUGGGAGCCCCUAGUCGAGAGCAAGACCACAGAGGACCUCGGUGCAGAGCCUGAACUGGUCCACAAGCUCCUCAAUUGGUUUUGGAUCUGGCAAUAUCCUCUGCACAACUACCUUUAUAGGCCAUGCUUCAUUAUGGACAUGGCUCUUGGUGGACCCUACUAUUCAAAAUUCCUGCUCCAUUGCAUCCUUGCCCUAUCAGCCCGGCAUCUAGAAACAGAGUCCCCGGACAACGAAGUCGCUCAGAAAGGAGAAUCGUUCCUGUCAUCAGCGAAAGAGCUUUUGAUGCAUGAGCUUGGGGCUACCAAGCCCAAAAUCCCAACCAUUCAAGGCUUGUUGGUCCUCAGUGGCCGCCAGUGUGCGGUCGGCAAAACGUCUGAAGGCUGGUUAUACCUGGGUAUGGCUAUUCGCAUGAUGACGGACCUCGGUUUGCAUCUGAACUUUCAGGAACUCAUGCAUCUUGAGAAACUGACACCCGUCGAGCUCGAAGUCCGCAAGAGGCUUUAUUGCUCAGCAUAUAUCUGGGACAAGUCGAUGAGUUUGUCACUUGGACGUCCACCUGCACUCUCAAAGUUGCCGUCUUCAGCGCUAGAGUUCCUGGAUCACGCUGAUGAUCAAUACCUUUGGCUGCCUCCAGACUAUCCGGACUAUCCAAAUACGGACACCUACCAGACAACCUGUUUCCAAUUCUUCUGCCGGCUCGGCACGAUCAUCGAGCUUAUUAUGCUCCCUUUCCCAAGUCGACCAUCCGCUGUGGCCCUCAAGGAAAGGCAGUCGAGAAUCGAAAACAAGCUACGCCUUUGGCUUGACGAUCUUCCGACUGGGUUGAAAAUGGCUACCGACUGCGAAGUCUGUCCGCCGCCGCAUAUCCUGUCGCUAAACCUGCUCUACCACUCUUUGCACAUCAUACUUUGGAGACCAUAUCUCGACAGGCCCGAGACUGCAUCGCAUGCCACUAAUGUCUGCAUUAAUAGUGCUCAGACAGUGCAUGACAUGUUCAUCGUCUAUGGAAGAACUUUUCACUGGAAGAAGAUGUCAUAUCUUGUGAGCUACUGUGUGUACACCGCUGCCACUGUCCAGGUGCACGAGAUGAGAUCUACUGAUAUGCGACGGCGUCAGGACGCGACGAAGCGUCUUGCAAUGCUACUGCAAAUCCUGGAGAGCGAGUUGCGACAGACGCCUGGUAUUCGUCGUAGCAUUGACAUCAUCAAGCGGCAGUUGAGGUCUUGGACGCCGAAUCGAGCCCCGAACGCAUCGACUGCCGAUGAUGCGACAAUUGCCCCUGGAGAAGAGACUACCCGCCAAGGCAAAUCAUCCCUACCGCUUGGUGACCAAACGUUGCAAGCCCCGUCCAAUGCUGCGCUGGUUCCAAAUACGGAGGGACCGAAUGAGCAGCUUCUACCUCAGCCACAGGUCGACAGCACCAACGCAUGGGCCGUACAGUACGAUCAAAUGAGCGACGUCGCGAGUAAUGAUUUUGGAUUCGGCUUUGUGGAUACCAGCGCCGGCUUCUAUCUUCCGUGGUCGAUGGAUGAUGCCCCCAGCUUCAACUUCUUUGGCACUCAAACCUUUGACACGACUUUCUGA
Messenger RNA from Zasmidium cellare ATCC 36951, 1653 nucleotides. RefSeq lists its product as uncharacterized. Gene Ontology annotation, biological process: DNA-templated transcription. Gene Ontology annotation, molecular function: DNA binding; zinc ion binding. The record is from RefSeq and is a predicted model, not a curated record. Lineage: Eukaryota; Fungi; Ascomycota; Dothideomycetes; Mycosphaerellales; Mycosphaerellaceae. The coding region runs from base 1 to 1653 and encodes 550 amino acids. The transcript is spliced from 2 exons.